This is a messenger RNA of Pichia membranifaciens NRRL Y-2026, 1311 nucleotides long. RefSeq lists its product as hypothetical. Gene Ontology annotation, molecular function: structural molecule activity; protein binding. NCBI's taxonomy places the organism in Eukaryota, Fungi, Ascomycota, Pichiomycetes, Pichiales, Pichiaceae. Bases 1 to 1311 code for a protein of 436 amino acids. Gene Ontology annotation, cellular component: proteasome regulatory particle, lid subcomplex. The record is from RefSeq and is a predicted model, not a curated record. Gene Ontology annotation, biological process: ubiquitin-dependent protein catabolic process. The transcript is spliced from 2 exons.
AUGACUGUUGCCUCUAUCCAGCAGGCUGAAAAAGAGCUCGAGCAGAAACACUACUCCAAGGCCGAGACAAUAUACAAUGACAUCCUCAGCAUCGACACGACCAAAGUCGACUCUGACACGAGAUCGCAGACGGAGAAGCUGGUGGAGCAGCAGGAGAAGUCCAUCCUGGGAUUGAGCAAAAUCUACUUCAUACAGGAAGAUGAAGCCAAGUUGGUCGAUUUGAUCAACAGGUCCCGUGAAAUCAUGCGUGGAUCGUUCGCCAAGUCGAAAACAGCCAAGAUCAUCAAGCACUUGUUGGACACGACGGAGAAAACGUUCAAGUGGAAGAACAAGUCCGAGGAGUACGCAAUCGACCUCUCUAUCAAGACAACCAAGGAGUGCAUUGACUGGUCCAUCGAAGAGAAGAGAACCUUCCUCAAGCAGGCCUUGCAGAUCCGCUUGGCCGUCUUGUACUACAAGAAGCAGCAUUAUAACGAAUCGUUGAGCAUCAUAAACCCGUUGAUAAGCGAGUUCAAAAAGUUGGACGACAAGAGCUCCUUGGUCGACGUCCAGUUGCUAGAGUCGAAAAACUACUUCCAGUUGAAAAACAACGCCAAAUCGAGAGCUUCCUUGACGAGCGCAAGAACAAGCGCAAACUCAAUCUACUGUCCCUCAACUGUCCAGGCCGAGUUGGACUUGAUGAGCGGUAUAUUGAACGCGCAAGAUAAGGACUACAAGACGGCAUAUUCCUACUUCUACGAAGCCUUUGAAAACUAUCAACUACACGAAACAAAGAACGAUGACAAAGUUUUGAAGUACAUGCUCCUGUGCAAAAUCAUGAUAGGCAAGAUCGAUGAUAUAAAUACCCUUUUGAAGCAAAAGGCAUGCCAGCCUUUCAUCAAUAAGAAGGACAUCGAGGCAAUGAAGUCAGUGGCAAGCUCUUACGACAACAGGUCUUUGAAAGAUUUGGAAGAUUCAUUGAAGCUCUAUAACAAACAGUUAUCAUUGGACCCGAUUAUCAGAUCCCAUCUAUCGGAUCUAUACGACUCUUUAUUCCAGAAAAACUUGUUAAAGUUAAUUGAACCAUAUUCUUGUAUAGAAAUCAACCACAUCUGUUCAAUGAUCGGAUUACCGAAAGACGUCAUCGAGUCCAAGUUGAGCAAUAUGAUUUUGGACAAAGUCUUUUACGGAGUAUUGGACCAAGGUAACGGAUGGCUAAUAGUGUACAAUGAACCUGUCAAGGAUGAGUCUUACACUUUCAGCUUGGAAAUCAUCAAGGAAAUGUCAACCGCGGUCGACCUACUAUAUGAAAAGGCCUCUUCCCUUGAUUGA